AUGGGGGACGGUGUGUCCCCCCCCCCCCACGUGGUGUGUGCUCAGGGCCGUCUGACCGCCACGCUCCUGACCUCCAUCCUGGCGGCGGUGCUGGGCUCCCUGCAGAUCGGAUACCACACGGGCAACAUCAACGCUCCAGCCAAGAUCAUUGAAGAGUUCUUCAAUCACACCUGGAGAGCCAGACACAACCAGACGAUUUCCGAUCACAGCCUGACUCUGCUCUGGUCCCUCUCAGUCAGCAUUAAGGACUUCGGAGCCUUGCUUGGUUCCCUGGGAGUCAAAUUUCUGGCAGAUUCCUAUGGAAGGCGUAACUCCAUCCUAAUAGUGAACGCUCUGUCCGUGGUGGGAACGUGUCUGAUGUGCGCAUCCAAAGCCAGCGAGUCUUUCGAAGUUCUCAUCCUGGGACGCUUGGUGUUCGGCCUGUUCUGCGGCCUCGUGAUGAGUCUCAAUCCCCUGUACAUCCAGGAAGUGUCCCCCACCAACCUCAGGGGGGCCUUCGCUACUCUCAACCAGGUGUCCUUUGCCUUGGGAAUCCUGGUGGGAAUGGUGGCUGGUCUGGAGACAGUGCUGGGUACGAAGCACCACUGGGCCAUGAUGCUGUCCCUGUCUCUCGUACCUGCGCUGGCUCAGUACCUGGUGCUGCCUUUCUGCCCCGAGAGCCCUCGAUACCUGCUCUUCAACCGCGGAGAGGAGAGCAAGGCCGAGGCCGCUCUGCUGAGGCUGAGAGGCAGCACAGAGAAGGUGUCUGCUGAGCUGGAGGAGAUGAAGGAAGAGGCCGCUCGCACUCAAACAGGUGUCACCAUCCACGAGUUCUUCAAGAAGCGCAGAUACAAGCAGCCGAUCAUCAUCGUCCUCUUCGUCAACUUGGGCAGCCAACUGUCCGGAUUCAAUGCCAUCAUCAAUUACUCCACCAGAAUGUUCCAGGCCAACUUUGACCAGGCUAAAUACCUGACUCUGGGCGUAGGGGCAGUCAAUGUGACCUUCACCUUGGUGGCAUUCUUCCUGAUGGAAAGGGCAGGGAGGAGGAGGCUGCUGCUGACUGGCUUCCUCUCCAUUGCUGUGUGCAACUUACUCAUGACCAUAGUUGAUUCUCUCCUGUACCUGGCCCCACAGCUGCGGAGCCUGCUGGUCCUGCUGGUCUUCUGCCUGAUUUCAGCCUACGAGCUGGGUCCUGGUCCCAUCUCCUGGUUCAUCGCUGCCGAGCUGUUCGACCAGCCAGCCCGACCCAUCGCCAUGGCCUUCACCAGCAUGCUCAACUGGGGCGGGAAGUUUGUUCUGGCACUUCUCUUUCCUCCAUUACUGAAAAUCUGUGGGGAGUUCGUCUACCUCCUCUUCAUGACCAUGGCUCUGGCCGCCUUCGUCUUCACGUGGUUUCGCCUCCCCGAGACAAAAGGUCGCACAUUUGACGACAUUGCAGAAGAGUUCAGAGGAGCAGAGGAAAUUCCUUUGCACAAUAAGAUUGGAUUCAACACUUUCAACUGA
This is a messenger RNA of Limanda limanda (common dab), 1482 nucleotides long. It is a transcript of the gene slc2a1c, whose product is annotated as solute carrier family 2, facilitated glucose transporter member 1. Gene Ontology annotation, cellular component: membrane. The transcript is spliced from 10 exons. NCBI's taxonomy places the organism in Eukaryota, Metazoa, Chordata, Actinopteri, Pleuronectiformes, Pleuronectidae. The coding region runs from base 1 to 1482 and encodes 493 amino acids. Gene Ontology annotation, molecular function: hexose transmembrane transporter activity. Gene Ontology annotation, biological process: monosaccharide transmembrane transport. The record is from RefSeq and is a predicted model, not a curated record.